Molecule: messenger RNA, 547 nt
Organism: Paramormyrops kingsleyae
Lineage: Eukaryota; Metazoa; Chordata; Actinopteri; Osteoglossiformes; Mormyridae
Source: RefSeq, a predicted model, not a curated record
UUAGGUCACAAUAUUGCCAUAGAACCACUGAACCAUUGUGGUGCCAGUGUUUAACCAGUCGUGUUGGGCUGUAUGAAUAUAACUAUCAAAAGUUGUAUCUAUAUUUAAAAUAAAUAUGGGGCUAAAAACAAAGAGAAUUGAUUGUGACGUUGCCACGUACCUGUGCGGCUGCAGUUGUGGGUCCCUAUGUGACGAUCUGGGCUCUCCUGCCAACUCGGCCAUCAACUGUGUCCCCAAGGAGGACUUCGGGGGUCACCACCCCGACCCCAACCUGACGUACGCGGCCGACCUGGUGGAGACCAUGAAGGGCGGGGAGUAUGAUUUUGGAGCGGCCUUUGACGGGGGCGGCGAUCGCAGUAUGAUUCUCGGGAAGCGCAGCUUCUUUGUCAGCCCCUCCGACUCCAUCGCCGUCAUUGCGGCCAUGAAUGUAUCAUGAAUGUAUCAACCAUUGCAAGGAAGGUCCAUAUUUGGUCCCAGAUUUCAGCAGCAUCAGGGAUGUUGAGUCACAUGAUGGUGACAAAAGAAAUAACCAACGACUAAGAUGGCA